CAAGCAUCCACAUCUCUUCUACAUCUCCAAUUAAAAAUCUAUAAAGAUCAAUUUCUGAUAACUACCACACAACUCUUUCAUCAUGAAGUUCACCAUCGCCGCUAUUGCCGCUAUCGUUACUGUGGCCACUGCCAGCCCUGGCUACAAGCCUCCUCCUCCUCCUCACGGCUGCAAGCCCGCUACCUACUCCUGCCUUCCCAAUGAUCAGGGAUGGCAAGUGUGCAGCACUGCUGGUCAAUGGGUCUUUGCUGGAAACUGCCCUCCUAAGACCGUCUGCAAAUUCGAUAACCAGAAUGGCAGCCCCUACUGCGUUCCUCCCAACUUCACUAUCCCAUAAAUCGGGCAAAUUAUGACAAAUGGAAACUGUAAAUCGGCUGGUCGGAUGAAGAAUGGGUAUCAGAGUUUUCGAUAAAGAAGUCUAUGGCUUGCAUUGUUUGACAGCUCAAUCUGGACAUAAAGUUUAUGAUAUAAAUUAUGGACACUCCUUAUAUAUACAAAUGAUAAAGUUAAACUCAUACUUGCUCAUUGACAGCUGGGAAUAACCAGUUGUAUACUUUUUAUUACCUGAAUGAAAUCCCGCC
Trichoderma asperellum CBS 433.97 is the source of this 581-nucleotide messenger RNA. RefSeq lists its product as uncharacterized. NCBI's taxonomy places the organism in Eukaryota, Fungi, Ascomycota, Sordariomycetes, Hypocreales, Hypocreaceae. The record is from RefSeq and is a predicted model, not a curated record.